CGUUGGAAACGCAGCCAUUUAUCGAGAUACGACUAUUUGAAACAGUCAUCGAAAACGGACGAUCCUUCACGUUCAACGAACGAAGCGAUUGAGCAUCGUACGAGCAGGGCAGAGGGUGGACAGGGGGUGGGGGACAGGUGAUACGAACGUCUUGCGCGAACACGAUCCCAAGCAAUUAGAAUUACGUUUCUAUCGGAUCUCUUACGGCAGUAGGUCAACGAAUAAAGGAGGCGCGACAUCGAAUCCGAGGAUAUCUUAAUCCGACGCUUUUUUUAGACGCUCGACCUCGCGUCGGUCCCGACCAGUAUCUCCGUUGUCCAGGAACGGCGGAAUUUCGGAUAUAGCGUGAAUGCGUACGAUUACAGGAAUCUAUGGAACGUAGAAAAGAAGGAAGGAAAGGAACUCGGAAAUGCCGAACGAGACGCGAAUUAAGAGAAAAAAGAGAGAAAAAUAUCGAGCGGAAAUAGGCGAACGGUGACGAGGAAAGGUAAUUGUUGCUUUCUCUGAAAAUGAAGGAGGAUAUCGGUGGAAAUUGUUCGAAGGCCGAGAGAUCGAGUUAAAGUUCCGAGUAAGAAUGAGAGAGAGGGAUGGGGGAAAGAAGAGAAAUAGAAGUCGGAGACGGUAGCGAUAGACGUUGGUAGUAGAAAGGAUAGAAGCGACGCACUGCGUGGGGCAGAAGGCAACCGGCAACGUGUGUACCGUUGUUUUUAGUCGAGAGACGGAAAAAUACGGGAUAAAGGGGUGAAGAGGUGGAAAAUCGGCGGUAGGGGAUCGUGAAAACUGCGUAACGGGGAGGGAGGAAGCUGGAGGAGCCGAAAAGCGAGUUAGGGGAAUAGCGAAAGUAAGGAAGGGGUACGAUAGAGAGAGAGAGAGACGGAUAAACGCGAAGCUGAUGGCAAGGCAAGGGCACCGUGUUGGGUGGCCGAGGUAGGGGAACAGAACGAAGGGUAGAAUCGAGGCGUAGGGAAACAGGCAUCAGGGUGGAAAUGGUCGGAGCUUCCCUGGACGAGAGCGAUAAAAAGAAAGAUGGCGGAUCACGGGACACUUUUCUAUUCCGUAAACAGUAUGCAGAACGCACGGCGUGCCGAUCAACCGAUGCCAAUCUGGUUCGGUAAACGGCGAUGGUGUUUAAGCGAUCGAUGAUUAUUCGCAGGGUACCGAUAUCGAUGGUUCUUGGACGACGUACCAUCCCGUGGUUAAUUUUCUUUCGCGAGUAAUAGCCGUGGACGUGGACAGCGAGUGAGAGGCAACGUAGCUGAUAUUCCCAGAGGAAUAUAUAGGAAAGGAGGAUAGGGGUAAAAGGAGCCGAGAUAGAGGCGCGCGCAAGAGAUCCACCCGAGAUUACAACUGGUAGGAAUACGUGUAUAGAGGGGAGAGAGACGGAGACCGAAAUAGACGGGGGUGGGUCGGUUGGAAAGGGAGGCUAACAGGGGAAAGAAGGAGAAGGAGCGAGUUAAACAGGGAGCGGGUGGUGCAAGGUAGGGCGGUGAAAAGAGGAAAAUCGCGUGCGAACGAAAGCACGAAGGGGAUGGAAAAAGUAUGGGGUAGAAGGAGGGGAUGACCGGUAGCGGAUAGAGAGAGGGGAUAAACGGAAGGAGAAAUUUCGACGUAUGUGUGCGUGUGCGCGUGCGAAUUGGAAAGACAGAGCAGCGAGAGACCGAAGGUGCACCGAAGUUUCCGUCGUCUCUCGAAGAGGGACUCUCGACACGUUCGUUAUACGACCCGCGCGCAGUUGCUGGUGCGCGGCUACGGGGUCGGUGUUUCCGCGUCACGCGCACGACCCCAAAAAGUGUGUAUGUGCGUGCGUAUCUGCGUGCGUGGUUCGAGCGCCGUCCGCGUUGCAGGAUUUCUCAUUUACGCGACGAUAAACGCGGGAUCCUGCCUGUGGAACGUUCGCGUACGAGGGUGAACGGAGGAAAUCGCAGGAGACGAAGGAGAAGAAAGAAGAAGGGAGGGGGAGGAGAGGUAGAGAAACGGAAGGAAGAAAGGAAGGAAAGAAAGAAAGAAAGAAAGAAAGAAGAAAGAAGGUUGGACGAGUCACGAUCGUUAUCGGUCGCGCCACCAUCCUGUCGAUAAAGGUUGCUCGCCCGAAACCGCGAAAAGUGGAUUCGUCGGUUUUGCUGGAACACGGUAUACUUGGCCCCGUUUCGCUUCUUUCCACGCCAGUACCUACGGCCUGCAACGUUUCCUAGUUCUGAGAAACGAAAAGGAAAACGAAAGAAACGCGCGAGAGGAAGAAAGAAGGAGAGGUUCGUCGGUCGCGCUGGUCGUGGCAUUAAAACUCCCUUCGAACCUCCUGUACACGAUGCGUCGAUAAGAGAAGUUGAGCGAAGGAGUCGCGCGCGUAUCGAUAUCCCGUUUGUAAAUCUGUGCCGAAUCGUGUGCCGAAUAAAAGCAGGCGCGUGCGACUCUUCCUUCGCCAGAUUCGACCAAGCGAGUCGACGUGACACGACGCGAUUUUAAAGGUGCGCCACGGUCGAGACGGUGUCACGAGGAGCUUGGCGACAAGCUCGCUGAAAUUUUAGCCGAAACGAGUCGUCGUCUGUGUUUGAGCUACGAUCCGAUGUUCGUACAGCGAGCAAGAGAAGCGUUUCGAAAGCCCGAGUGAACCGAUCGGACGCGCGAUCCGUCCGAUCCGUUUUGUGCCUCGUCCAAGUGUCUCGCGUAUCGAAACGGCUCGAGUGGAAUCGUCGAGUUUGUAAGAAGGUGGUUGCCCGAGGACACGCAGCGAAACGAUCAAACGAUCGAACGAAGCGAACGUUCGCGCAAGGAAGUCGGCGAGGAAUACGCACGGAAAGGAAAGAAGAAAGGAAUCGGUGAAUUCCUUGGAAGAAGGAAAUAUUCCACGAUCUUAUCGUCGUCUAUCGUUUGGAAUUUCCAUCGUCACGGUGUAGAGGGCCGUGCGCGCGCCCCUCCGCGCGCGCGCGCGCGAGCUCUCACGCGCGGAUCCUGGUGCGCGCUACCAUAUUUGUCAAGGGUAGUCCCCUAACCUCACUUUGCCACCGAGGAAGCAACCCUGUCUGUAUUGUAUACGAACGAGAGAAGCGAAGGAAGGAAGAGAAAAAGGACCCGUUUUUCCGGACCCGUGUCGGAAAAAGUUACAAAGGAUAAGAGGAAGGAGAUAAGAACUCGCACGGUGGUGUUGUCGGGUAAGAAACGAGGUAUACGUUGACCGUAUCGGGAGAGCGAGCGACCAAGGAAGAGCAAGACGGCUAGAUAGGGUUGAGGAGAGAGAAAGAGAGAGAGAGAGAGAGAGGGAGAGAAAAGCACAACGAGGUCAAGGAGGAAAGGUUAGGUAAGAGUACUCGCGCGGAAGGUGGAUACUCGGCAGGCUACUGGCGAACCUGCUUGGGGUGUGUCCAUGAAGCCGACGCAAUGGCAACGAACAAAGAAAACGACGUCGGUGCCGUGUAGGCUGUCAACGUGGUGGCCGUUGAAGUUGUCGUUAACGCGGUGGGACGCGUUGCCGUGUAAUCGGCAAGCGUGAUCAUCCGCGAUAACCGAAGGGGGGCAAACAGAAAAGGGAGAAUAGCCGGGCGUUUAGGAUGCAGCAUGAACCUCGGUGCCCCGUAUCGGGAGCUGGUGAGCCUCGGAAGGGGGACUACGGUGUCCAGGUGCUUUCGCCGGUCGAGAGAUCGCAGGUCUCCGUCGUCCUCGAAACGGGCAGUAUCGCCGGCGUCGUCGUCGCCACUGCCGUCGUCACUGCCGUCGCCACUGCCGUCGUCGUCGCCGUCGCCGUCGUCGUCACCGUCGCCGUUGUCGGCGCAACAACAGCAGCAACAACUACUACCACAACAACAACAACAACAACAACGACGACGACGGUUGUCAUCGUGUUUACGAUCGUCACUGUCUCGCUGGUCAAUCUGGUCGAGAGCUGCCGUUACCGGCGUGGUUGCAGUGCCGCAACGGCAUCGGAAGUGGCGGCGGCCAUCUGGCAAAAGAAUCAGAUUGCGAGAAAGAGCGAGCGGGAACGGGAUCGGGAUCGGGAUCGGGAUCGAGAUCGAGAUCAGCAGCAGAUUCGCGAGUGGCAGGUGGAACGGGAACGAGAUCGGGAACAGCGGCGGCGGCGACAGGAACAGCGGCAACAACAGCGACAGCAGCAACAGCAGUUACAGGAGCGUUCGAGCGAAAACGAGAGCGAGAGCGAGAUCGACAGCGAGAUCGAGAGCGAGUACGAAAGCGAAGAAGAGAUCAGCAGCGGGAUUGUACGACACGAGGAGUCGGUGGUGCAGGUGGCGCGGCAGAAAGAAGAGGCGAAAGCGGUGGAUCAUCGGGUGCAGCAGCAGCGGCGGCGGCGGCGGCGGCGGCGGAGGCGGCGGUGGCACGAGAAUCCCGAGUGCGUGGAACGCGUGGUCACGCCAUUGUUGUUACCACUACUGUCAUUGCCGCGCGAGUUGGCGUCCGGUGUUUUCACCACCGUGCAACUUAUCGUCGCGUUGGCACGGUUCGAGUUGGCCGUUCGCUUCGCGGAUCACCGUCGAGAUCAUCGUCGAGAUCGCCGGGAUCGUCGAGAAGGAGGCCGCCUGCUCCAGGGGGACUUCUAAGGGCCCCGCCGCCCCGGGCCGCUCGGACAGCUGUCAUCCGGCUAUCGGCUCCGGGAUAUCUACGAGCGGGGCUGACAUCAUUUACGAGUCGUCUCGAAAAGAAGAUCGUCUCGAUCAUCCGCGGGCAGGAAAGCGACUCGACGAACAACCUACUGUCCCUCUUUACGCGCAAAUUCGAUCCUCCGUGUAUCGGUUAUACGAUAGACACCAGCAACUUAGUUACGACGAAAGAUUCGCCUUGCUUCGAUCGGGAAUCACGGCCUGCUCUUCGAUUCGCUCUUCGAUUCCCCGAGACAGUCGGUGUUGCUUGCCGCUGCAACCGAGAAGAUCCGAGUCUCGACGAUUUACCGACGAGAAUCGCCGCGGCGACGCCAGCACGGAGGCCGUCGAUCGCAUCGUCGACGACCUGCGGAGAAUCGAAGAACGAGGUAGCGCGACUCGCCUCAGCGUUACCGACGACCCGUCGUCGUCCGUCGAGCGAACAACGAGCACAGAAGCGUGGAGGACGGCGACGAGAAACGGCAGAAUCGAGAGGCAUACGCGGCGAGCGAACAAGAGCCCCGAUCUUUGGUGGCAGCGAUGCGGGGCCUUGUGCAGCCAGACGACGGGAACGUACGCGAUCGCAACAGGGAUCAUCAGCGAAACAAACUCGAUAUCACGAUAUAUCGUCGGCGUCGAUAUCAUCGAAACGGAUAUCGUCGAGAACGGAAAGGCAACGUGGACAAACCGAAGGAUAUUGGACCGCGUCACGAGUCAGUGGCGUGGGCCGUCGACGGGGACGAUCGUCGUCGGGGCGGACCGGGGACGUUAA
This is a messenger RNA of Bombus pyrosoma, 5358 nucleotides long. RefSeq lists its product as uncharacterized. Bases 3553 to 5358 code for a protein of 601 amino acids. NCBI's taxonomy places the organism in Eukaryota, Metazoa, Arthropoda, Insecta, Hymenoptera, Apidae. The transcript has a single exon. The record is from RefSeq and is a predicted model, not a curated record.